ACCAACCCCAAAGUCCGCCAUUUACAUGCACAGAUCCCAUUCCUCUAACAAAUCAACCUGCCACCAUCAUGCUUGAGCAGAGCCUAAGUCCUCAUCCUGCCGUGUCAAUUAGAUAGUAGUGGUGGGUGGCGAUGCGGCGAACCCGAUAGAACGGGGUGCAUAAGAAAGGGCAUGAAUGCAAGGCGAUGUGCAUGCAUGCUGCGUGCGCGCUCACUCAUCAGCACGGGCUCGCCCAAUCUGGAUCCCGCAAGACUAGGUAGCGGCGGGCUACUUGUACCCAUCCCACGCAGCAAUCCCCCCAAACAAACUCCGUGUCUGAUGAUUCAUUCCAACCCCGACAUCCUAAUAUAUUCCCGGCGGCGAGAAGAAAGACGGCAAGACCCACAGCCUGAGGGAGAGAGAGCUCGCCAUCUCCAGGUAACCUUCAUCUGCUUCGCAGCCGGUCUGGUGCUACUCAUCCCACUGCCGGUUCCAUCAAUUUCCCGCAUUUCCAACCUCACCGCAUCAGGCAUCCGCGGCUUGCGAAAUUGCGAACUGGGCCGCAAGAGUGGCAAGAGGCGGCGUUGUGUUGGUUCCUCUUCCCAGGCGGCUGAACCUGGCUUCUCAGUCGUAGGUGAAUUGGGCUUGGUAGCCUUGCCGCUGCUGCUUGUGUGGGUGGUGAACUGCUUGCGGAGAAGAUCGUGGACCCAGGUUGUUAUUCCGGCAAACGUCAAGUUGGUAGGGAGAAGAUGAAAAUAUCCGACGAAAUGUCCCGAUGCCUUGUUGUCAUCCUGAACGGAUAGUUCGUUAUUUUUUCACAGUGCAUACCCGGUGUUCACGUCGCUAUAGGUAAACAUGUCUAGGUCUAGCCCAAGGCCUGUGCCGAGCUCGAUGCUGUGAGGGUCGCUGUAGGCUACAUCAACGUGCUGGGGGUAACCGUGGUCCUUGAGCUGUGAAGCUUUGAGCGCCACGUAUUCGGCGUGAAGCUCGGCGUAUGCCUGGCUGAGCACAUCGUUCCGUUGCUUGGCAUCAUUGAGCAUCUGUUCGAGAUCUUUUAUCCUCU
Messenger RNA from Canariomyces notabilis, 1042 nucleotides. RefSeq lists its product as uncharacterized. The transcript has a single exon. The coding region runs from base 172 to 732 and encodes 186 amino acids. Lineage: Eukaryota; Fungi; Ascomycota; Sordariomycetes; Sordariales; Chaetomiaceae. The record is from RefSeq and is a predicted model, not a curated record.